This is a messenger RNA of Trichobilharzia regenti, 7436 nucleotides long. The record is from the annotation of a GenBank genome assembly. Lineage: Eukaryota; Metazoa; Platyhelminthes; Trematoda; Strigeidida; Schistosomatidae.
CACUACUGAGUGAUUUGAGGUGUAUAUGACUACUAAUCGCAUCUAAUCAGUAAUAUGUAGUUUUAUAAAACAUGUCAAUUCUAACUAAUCAAGCUGUAAUAUAUUAAGUGGUCAUCAGGCAGGGAUUAUAUAAUAAUUUCACUAACCUGUAUAAAUCAAUUUCGGAAUACUACUUUUGCCUUGACUGGAUAUAUUUUCUCCCUAGUGAAUAACGAUGCACCUAUCGAAAGUUUGAACUCUGCAUCUAUGGCUUUCUCAGUUCAAAUCACCAGAAUUUUAACUGGUUACUCGAGUGAAAUGGCAAUACUUUGAUUUUGCUAUGUCAUUUACAAAUUAUGUAGAUCAAGGAAAAGCAAGAGUAGAUAGAACUGAGCUCAGCUACAUAUACCCCAAAAGAAUGAAAAUGCCAUACCCCUACUUCCUUCUGCACAGCAAGACUAUUGUGCAUAGCCUAACCAGUUCUAAACUACUCAUAUCAGUCAGCCAGUCAGUAGUAUCUACUAUCUUGGCAAUAUUGCUUGUCUUCUUUGAUUACCACUCACAAUAACAGCUAGAUCACAGUAUGUUAUCUAAAUAUUAUUUUUAAAUUAGCAAUGCUAAUUGUAACAAAAUAAAUUUUUCUAUGCAUAGUUAUAUAUAGCCUGUUCACAUUCAUUUCUGUUUUACUCAAUUUAUUUUUGCUGUCAAUUUUCUUCAACGCUCUUAACCACUACUUCGAAAAAAAGAACAAAAUAGUUGGAAAGAAUUUCUAAAUAUAACUAAUUACAUGUCUGAAGUUCAUGAUAAAUUGUUUAUCUGUAGAAUCAGAGAUUAACUAUUUUGGUAUUGAAAGAAUAAUGUAGAGAAAAAUACGGUUUUUUUGUCAAUAAUUUAUACAUUUAAAUAAUUCUGUCUGUUCAAUGAUGAAUAACUGGACUGACCCAAAUUACACUUAUCUACUUUCGUAAUCGUAAGGAAUUUAAUUCAAGACUAUUUAUUUAUUCGUCAUUUGUAUAACUCUUUUGGCAUAAACCAUAAUACUUCAUUUUAACUAAUUUCUCAUGGAAGUGAUGUAUAAAAUUCGUUGUAUGUACACGCAUAUACUACUGAAAAUAAACUAAGUAGUAUAGAGUGACGUCAAUUUGUUUCAUAGGAGUUCAUCAGUUGAAAAUAACAUACUUCAGUGUCUCAAUAAUAGUAGAGAAAACAAAACAACAGUGUCAGUUUGUAAGUCCACUUAUUGACUCGAGAAAGUUAUAAGCUGUAAGAGUGACAUGUGCUUAAUGAGCUGCAAUCACUAAAUUACAUAACUAACCAGUGUAUUUAAAAUGCAGUUACCAAGGGAGUGAGAGAUUGAUCACACUCUCUUUAUGUGAGAAUAAGUUCGUUUUGAAACGUUUGAUUGCGAUUGCCUCAGUGAAUCCUAGUAAAUUUUCUUCUCUGUGUAUAUUUAUAAUAUGAAAACUUUGGAAAUCUGGACAACAUGCUGCGUAUCCAUAAGGUGUUUGGUAAUCCCAUUACGGAUAAGAUCAUAUCGAGUUCUAUUGAUAUGAUUAUGAGCAAUAGUUUGUGCUCGAAAUGUCAGCAGUUAAUAUUACUGUACAAUACUGUGUGGUUUAUCAAAAUAAGAUCUUAUCCAUAAUGGAGUUAUACUCUACCACAGUGGCCAAGUUCUGUACUUAUAUCAGUGUUUGGUAAUUGCACUCAGUAAAUAUCUUUUUCAUUUCAGGCAAUAGUUUCUGUGGAAAGCCGGUGCGAUAGAUGGAAAAGUCAUCUAGAUUAUACAUUAGCUUCACUAUAAUAGGAGAAAAAUUGCAUGAUAGAGUUAGGGGGCUAUGAUGACUCAACAGGAUAGAAGAAGAAAUAGGUUUUAUUGAAAAUUGCCUAAAGAAAAACGGAUAUCCGAAGGAAUUUAUCCUGAACUAUCGCAUAGAAAAAAAACUAGAAAAUGGAAUGCCCAACUAUUCAAAAGAAGAAAGUGUUCACCAGUAACCCAUUCUAAGGAGAAGCAGUAUAACAAAAAAUUAACAAAAGAAUGAAAAGAGCAAUAAAAGGAUGCUUCCCCAUAGCUAACCUCGUAACACUAAAUAGCACCAUAUGCUGACUAAGCCGAUCGAAACUGGAUAAAUACCCUCCUGAUGUCACCACCAACUGGUUUGUAAACUUACAUGCACUUGUGGUAGCAAGUACAUUAGAAAGACAAAAGGAGGGCUUUUAUCCGGUUCCCUGAGUAUAUUCUAAGAAACUUAUGCUCAAAAAAAGAAGCAGAUAUUUAGAAAGCGAAAUUACCAGACACCUUGUCGAGAUUUCCAAAAUUUUCAAAAUAGUAAAUAUACACAGGAUAGUAAAUUUACGAAGAUUCACUGGAGCAAUCGCAUACAAACCAUACUUAUGCAUACAGGAAGAUAUUGAGAUUAGUCUCUCGUUUACCUUUGUUUCCUACUUGGAAAGGCUUACUUAUCAGAUGCCUUGACCUUAUUGUGUAACAUUUUCUCUGUUACCAUUCAAACAAUGAAUUAUGUUAUUCUUGUUAUAUUGUAAUCAUUACAACCCUAAAGUAGUCUAUAGCACCUAAUGAAAAGCUGUGAAAUGGAGUGACGUCGAGGUUUUACCACAAAUUUGUUCUGUCUUAAUUGAAAUUUAUCAAGGAAACUAUGUUUGUGAGGCUAAGAAGGUUUUAACCUUAAAAGCUAUUCGACUACCAUUGAUGCAAAUUUAAGCUGUACAAAUCCACACAGACACGAAAUAUGCAUUGAAGCAGAAACACUCAUUAGUCAAAAGAGUAAGAAAUGACACCUUGGUUACCCUAUAUUGUUAUUUUUUCUGAAAGGGAAAGGGGAAAUCUAUAUUUAAGGUCAUACAGAAUUGAUUUCAUACAAGGUUAACAUUCCUAAAUAUGGAGAGAAAUGCACGCAUGUGCGUAUACAUGUACGCACACACGCACGCAUGCACACUUACAGACACACACACACACAUUCAGAAAUGGGUAUCCGUGCAAUUUAUUAUCAUUAUUAUUAUCUCUUAAAAACAUGGAAUAAUUCCACUUUCUGCCUAUCUGAUUUUUUUUCUUAUUCAAUUAUAAACAUGAAUGCUGCAUGUUACCACAUCAAGUGACACCAUUCUUCACUUCGUUUUAUCUUACUUAGCAUACAAAAACGAGUGGGGGGUGGUGGUGACAAGAAGGUGAAGAAAACAUGUGCUUAGGCAACAAAAUAAAAAAACACAACAAAAGAAGAAAGAAUAGGACUCGUGGUGUGCAUUGUGUUUUAUUUUGCCUCUUCUCCUCGGUUUGGUUUGAUUUAACAGUUCAAAAUUUUGUAUAAGAUAUUUUUUAGAGCAAAUGUAACUAUAAGCCUAUACAACAAAACUAUUUGUUAACCUCAGUUUAUGGUGAUAUGUCUCUUAUGAAUGGUGAAGGGUACUGAUGCUUCUUAAAAGUUUAAGGGAUUAAUUGUCAGUCAUAGUAUUAUCUUCUUAUAUUAAUAUUAACAAUAUUAACCUUAUUGUUUAACCAAGUUCCUUUUUAGACCCAAUACAUUUUACCAGAAUUUAUGUUCAUUUAGAAAGUUCGUAAAACAGAUAUGUUGGUUUAGAAAUAUGUAUGCAUGCAUAGAUAGAUGGAAGUAUAACUCACCAUAUCACGGGAUGGCAAAGUGGUUAGUUAGGAUUUUGGAACCUUUGCACAAAGAAAUCGUGACAUAUAGAAUUAGCGAUUUCUUUGACUUCAUGUCUAAAAUAUCUGAGACUAAUUAAUGUUAGUAAUAUACAUAUGUCAUCCAUGGAUGUAUUAUCAUUACUUGCGAACGCACUACUUGUUGAAACGAUAAAUUAUAUACACAAUUAAAUCACUGAAAGGCUAAUGGAUUUGUGAAUUCCCCGUCUAGCCUCAAAGAACUGCUCCUUAAAUGCACGAUGAACGUACACUUUGUCUUCAGCAAUACAUACAACCGACAAGUGGAUGGAAUCGCUAUCGGUUCAUCAUUAGGCUCGACUUAGCAGACUUUUUCCUUGCAAAGCUUGAAAACAGGGGAUUGGAAGACAGAUGUCAUCAAUCAUUUGGACAUCUGUUACCGUAAUGUCUAUGAUACAUUUAUCUUAGUUAAUUAAUGAGAAUGGAAAUAUAGGUAAAUUGUUGAUGAAAUUUAUUAAUGUUCACCCUUUAGCUUACUUUCACUCGUGAAGAAUAUCAGGAUGGCAUUUUCUGAAUGUCUUGGUAAGUAGGCGAGAAGAUAGGUCACUUGAGAGAAGCAUGUAUAGAAAGAAAACAAUUACAGCAGGUCAAUACACGCACUUCUUUAGCUAUGUGCCCGGUAAGUAUAAAAGAAGUGUUGUUAAGUGUCUCAUGGGCAGAGCAACACUUACAAAAGGAAUUUGAAUAUAUUCAUGAUUCCCUGAGUGGAUUCACAAGGAGACAUAUGAACAGAUUAGACAGAAAGUCUGAGACGACGGCGGUAUGGAAGAAGCCAUUAUUUGUUCACUUACAAUUCAAUAGGCAUUUAACAAGUGAGAUUUUAUUCCAGAGAUUAACCAGUAGUAUAUGGAGGAGAAGAUUUUACGCAGCGAACCUUUUUGUUAUUUCCUAGUUGACGGACGAUUGGGACUCCAAUAAGGAAUAAUAAGCUAAAUAGUUACGUCAAAUAUAUGUUUAUUUAUCAUUUCAACUGUUCCUGUGAGUGAAGUUAUGUUGGGCGUGCUACCAGAAGACUCUUAGCCGACGUGUUAAUCAAUGUAUCUUAUCCUGGCUUGAUAAAGGAGAGACAGAAAUCAUCCAUAGAUCCGGUUCGUCAUAUUUAUUUUGGUAGUGGUCAUUCAGUGGAGAAAACACUUGUCAGAAUGACACCUAACUUGGUGACUACAUUAUGAACUUGGCUGAUAGAAUUCAGUCAACACCAAUACCAGAAUUAGGUGUAUGACGACCGAUUCGUAUAUAUGUCAUAGUUCUACAAGAGGUCAACUGUGAGCCUGAAUAGCUGAGUAGUGAGGUCUAUUACCACAGGACUGCGUGACAACGAUUUGUGUUUCAGAAGGUUGUAGAUACUCCUCUCUGACGUGUGGCGCUAAGCCUAAAAUCAAAGUCCUGGGCUUCCUGUCAGUUACUUUUGACCAACUGAUGGUUAUUAGUAUUCCAUCUUUGUAGAUUAUAUCGAAUUUACUUACCUAAUAUGAAAAGAAGCGAUUCUUAAAUAUUCCUAAGUGUCCAUGCAGCUUACAUUGAUUACAAGUAACUUUAAUGGAUACACAACCUUCAUUUGAAUGCAGAAUUCUUGUUUUACGGGACAAAUUUUCUCAAUUUCUGCAUUUUAAUCCUUCUUUUAAAAAUUUUUUUAUGCAUUAUAAAGAAGACGUUUAUCCAACAUCUCUCUAAAUUCACACUACUUUUUUUCCUUCUAAAAUUUAAUCAUAACUGAACCUGUUUUUAGAAUGGAUAGCUCAUUUAAUUUAAGGUUUCUGUUUUUUUGAUUGGACCAUAAUUAGUAACUUGUGUUACGCGUCUAGUCAUUUGUUUAGUGCAGACUGAAUUCCACAUUCACGUUUGUAAUUUGGCUACCAAUCGUGUCGGCAUCAAACAAAGGAGCAGGUACAUGACACUUGUUACUAACUAGUGUCUAAUCCAAAAUAUCCAAUACAAUCCCACAGGAGGUCAAUCGUGAGCCAGAAUAGCUCAGUCAUAAAGUCACUGACUGCAACACUGGGUAACGUGGGUUCGAGUUUCAGAAGGAACAUGAGUUCCUUCAGGGUUGCAUUUACGCCUUGCUGACUGGUGACUGCCAACUAGCACGAAACCCAGAUCGGGUAAGCCUUCCAGCCGAUUGCUUCCAACCAUCUAAUACCAACAAUUCAAAGUUUCUGUCCCGUUUUGUUCUCUGUAAGUGUAGUGGACGGGUGAUUUAUCACUCCAGCUGUUUGUUAGCUACUUAUAUCUUGUGUAAGCAUUCUCACGGCAGUGUGAAUAAUAUUGUUUUAUUCAUUGAAGGUAUCUAUUAUCAUAAAACGUUCGCGUUAUCUGUAAUUCGUGGAUCUCAGAACGUGACAUUGUAUUCAGAACAAAAAACCCUCUUCAGACUCUAUCAUGUCAUUUAGUCGUUCAACCAGAUCAACAACCUAUUCUUAUCAACAACAACCGCAACCACAUCACCAACCUGAUGCACUGGACAGAGAAUCGUUAGCUGCAACAAAAAUUCAAGCUGGUUAUCGUGGUUAUCGUACACGUAAAGAAUACGAGAAUCUAGUUCAUACUUCUCCACGUCAUAAUCGAUCAUCUGGUAAUGACAGCUAUAGUAUGAGCAUGUCACCACAGUCGCCAGCAAGUAAUUAUUGUGAUUUAGAUAAUGCAGCGACACGAAUUCAAGCCAGUUAUCGUGGAUACUUAACCCGAAAAGCUUUAAGAGAUGAUAAUAUGCCUAAGCACACAACAGUGUCAUGUACAAAGAUGCCGUCGACAACUGCGAUAGGAACAACAGGCCGAUAUCCUGCAUAUCGUGAAUUAGGUGGACAAAAAUCACGUCAUAAUGUUAGUGAUGUCGAUGAUGAUGAUGUUAAAGUGAAAGCGGUGACAAAAAUUCAAGCUGGUUAUCGAGGUUAUAAGACACGAAAAUCUUUAGCUCCACUAUUACAUCAUGAUGAUCGAGAAAAUCCUAUUCUGAAUAAAGAAAAUGAUAAUUUCUCCUUUAGUUGUCGUGGAUAUACACCAACAAUGCAUGAAAGAAGUCGAAAUGUUCACAGUUCAUCAAUGAAUUCACAAACUGUCACCUAUGAUCCUGAGUCAGCAGCUACUAAGAUUCAAGCAAUUUAUCGUGGUUACAAAACACGACAACACUUGCCAAAAUAAUACAACCAUUACUACUGAAAACAGUAGUAAUAAAUCAUGUUACUGACCAAUCAUUCAACUAUAGCUGUUUUAUGUCAUUAUGAUGGAUACAUCUAAACUCCAUCCUUGUUUCUUUUCAAUCUAUCAUUUGAAACCAUCACAACACUCCCAUCCCGUCCAGCCGCCCCGCGUUAUAUUUCUUUCAACAUUUCCUUACAUAACUGACGAAAGAAUUCACGGCAAAACAAGUCACCUUAUGCAUGCAAAACCCCAUCAACUCUUCUGCUAUUGCCUCUGCAUUGCAUAUAUAAUUUUCAGUUUAAUUUACACAUUUGUUGAUUCUGAUUUGUUUAAACUGAGACAAAAAAGUUUGGUGUAAAUUUUGAAUUUUAUUUUCGUCUUUUCGAUUGCUUUCUUCAAUAAAAAAAUAUUCGGCUAACAAAGUAAGGAUGUGUUUGUUUCAACAGCAAAUAUAUUAAAAACAAGACAAAUGUAUACCUUUUGAUUUUCUCAUCUAGUCAAAAAAGAAUCUGUACCUGUCACAUGUAAUAAUUUCACAUUUAGCUUUUGUUGUGGUCUUUGUCUUGUUACUUUCUGUCUCUUUUGUUUGGUUGAUUUCGCUUUAAAUAAUCAUUCAUUUUAUAGUUCA